Messenger RNA from Onthophagus taurus, 1209 nucleotides. NCBI's taxonomy places the organism in Eukaryota, Metazoa, Arthropoda, Insecta, Coleoptera, Scarabaeidae. The record is from RefSeq and is a predicted model, not a curated record.
AUGUUUGUCAACAGUAGUUCCGACGAUGAAGAAGUUAUGAUAGUGGCCGCAAUACUAGCAGAAGAUGAGAGCAAGAAAAAGAGAAAGAGAAGCACUUGGAUUCACCCCAUUAAUAGAAAAAGAUUAAAUCUUGGAGAGUUCCAUCAUCUAUUUAAUGACCUGAAAGAAGAUGAGAAUAAAUUUUUCCAAUAUUUUAGAAUGUCACCAACUAAAUUUUCGGAACUUGGUGAUAUUCUAGAGCAUGAAUUAACAUUCCAGAACACUUCAUUUCGAAGAGCAGUAUCAAAGGAAGAAAGGUUUGCUGUAGCAUUAAGCUACCGACUUGGAGAAACAACAGUUCGUAACAUAGUUUAUGGAACUUGUGAGGCUAUAUGGAAAAAAUUGGGACCGUUGGUAAUACCUUCUCCUUCAAAAGAAAGUUGGAUACAAAAUGAACAUGAUUUCCAAAGAUUAUGGAAUUUUCCCAACUCUAUUGCUGCCAUCGACGGAAAGCACGUAGUUACCGAUAAACCCCCUUAUAGUGGCUCAUUAUAUUUUAACUACAAAAAGACAUUUAGUAUUGUUUUACUUGCAUUUGUAGAUGCACAUUGUAAAUUCACUGCCAUUGAUGUAGGCGCCUAUGGAAGAAAUAGCGAUGGUGGAAUAUUUGCAAAUUCUGCAAUUGGAAAGAAAAUGUUCAAAAAUAAUCUGGAUUUACCUCAAGAUAAAGCUUUACCUGGCACUAAUGUAAUUAUGCCUCAUGUCUUUGUAGGAGAUGAGGCUUUUCCUCUACACAAACAUUUAAUGCGACCUUAUCCAGGUGGCGAAAUACUGAAUAACGAAGAAAUUAAAAUCUUUAAUUACAGGCUCAGUAGAGCUAGACGUGUUUCAGAAAAUGCUUUCGGAAUUUUGACAAAGAGAUUUCGUAUUUAUCAAAGACGCUUGCAAAUUAUCCCUGAGCACCUCGAUAAAGUUGUAGUUGCUACAUGUUGUUUGCAUAACUUUCUUCGAAAUGAUACAUGCCAUUGGACCGAAAACGACGAAGAUAAUCAACCCUCACACGGAUUAACAGAUAUGUCAGGAAUAGGUGGAACUUCAACUGCACUUGCAAUGGAGAUUAGAAAUACAUUUAAAAAUUACUUCUCUGGGACUGGUUCCAUAUCAUGGCAAAUGGCAACAGUUAGGAAAGGCAAAAGAAAUACGGCAGUCAAUAUUGAGACUGACACUUAG